GCUGCAAUUACCAGCACGCGGGCUCAUUAUAUAGACACCAAUGCUUGUUGACAUGGAGUCAGAUCUUGUUUCGCUUGACUCAUUCUCAGUUGUACUACCUACUUGUUGUGUAUAGGCUCGCCUACUUCACAAGUAUACAUACCUUCGCCAGUGACGCCAUUCCCAAAGCUGGAGCGCCUCGGCUGGUCCGGCUCCUUCAUCUGUGAUAUCCAACAACACCCAGUCUAAUCUUGCCAAAAGAUGACUUUCUUAAGAAUAGCGACAAAGCGGGCCAUAUACCUGCAUCGUCCUGCUAAUCCGGCUCUUCCUACCUCGUCUAUACUCCCUGUCCUGCACAGCACCAACGUCGCCACUCGUGUACCCUCACCAUGCGCCAUCCGUCAUAGCUCCCACUCGCCGUUGGGAGCAGCCCAAGCCAAUCCCAGAAAGAAAGUUACCAUGCAGACCUUACGAAAUUUAUACAAGAAGGGCGAGCCUAUUACAAUGUUGACUGCGCACGAUUUUCCGAGCGCGCAUGUCGCCGACGCAGCCGGAAUGGACAUGAUUCUCGUGGGUGAUAGCUUGGCAAUGGUCGCUCUGGGCAUGCAGGAUACGAGCGAAGUGACUCUAGAUGACAUGUUAGUGCACUGUCGCAGUGUUGCCCGAGCUGCUCAGAGCGCCUUUACAGUUUCAGAUUUACCUAUGGGUUCGUACGAGGUGUCGCCAGAACAAGCUCUUCAGUCGGCUAUUCGAAUCGUGAAAGAGGGUCGGGUGCAGGGGGUUAAGCUUGAAGGUGGGGAGGAGAUGGCUCCAGCCAUCAAGCGCAUCACAACUGCUGGUAUUCCCGUUGUUGGACAUAUCGGUCUCACGCCUCAGCGUCAAAACGCGCUUGGAGGGUUUCGAGUUCAAGGAAAGUCAACGACGGACGCACUGAAACUGUUAAAGGACGCACUUGCGGUACAAGAAGCAGGUGCGUUCAUGAUAGUUAUCGAGGCCGUACCGCCAGAGAUCGCAAGUAUUGUCACACAAAAGCUCAGUGUUCCUACCAUUGGUAUUGGUGCCGGGAACGGUUGCUCUGGACAAGUACUCGUCCAGAUUGACAUGACCGGGAACUUCCCGCCUGGUCGCUUCUUACCCAAAUUUGUUAAGCAGUAUGCCAACGUCUGGAACGAGGCACUCCAAGGCAUCCAACAGUAUCGUGAGGAGGUUAAGAGCCGAGCGUAUCCCGCAGAGCAGCACACAUACCCUAUACCGAAAGAGGAACUGGUUGAAUUCCAGAAGGCUGUUGAUGAAUUACCUGAAGAGAAAUGA
Aspergillus nidulans FGSC A4 is the source of this 1290-nucleotide messenger RNA. Its product is annotated as 3-methyl-2-oxobutanoate hydroxymethyltransferase pantoB. The transcript is spliced from 2 exons. Gene Ontology annotation, biological process: monocarboxylic acid biosynthetic process; pantothenate biosynthetic process. The record is from RefSeq and is a predicted model, not a curated record. The coding region runs from base 241 to 1290 and encodes 349 amino acids. NCBI's taxonomy places the organism in Eukaryota, Fungi, Ascomycota, Eurotiomycetes, Eurotiales, Aspergillaceae. Gene Ontology annotation, molecular function: 3-methyl-2-oxobutanoate hydroxymethyltransferase activity.